Messenger RNA from Dipodomys ordii (Ord's kangaroo rat), 2781 nucleotides. RefSeq names its product synaptopodin (gene Synpo). Gene Ontology annotation, biological process: spine apparatus assembly; positive regulation of actin filament bundle assembly; modification of dendritic spine. Gene Ontology annotation, cellular component: spine apparatus; nucleus; stress fiber. NCBI's taxonomy places the organism in Eukaryota, Metazoa, Chordata, Mammalia, Rodentia, Heteromyidae. The transcript has 2 exons. Gene Ontology annotation, molecular function: actin binding. The coding region runs from base 1 to 2781 and encodes 926 amino acids. The record is from RefSeq and is a predicted model, not a curated record.
AUGCUGGGCCCUCACUUCGCUCCCCCACCCCUCGCGCCCAGUGCGGGGAAGUCUGCCUCUUGCUCCUUCCAAAUCCCUGAUGGCAGCUACAGGUGUUUGGCUCUGGAGGCUGAGGAGAGCAGCAGUGAGGAGGGCCUGCAGGGAGAGGUGGGAGAGGGUCUCAUGGACCUGGAAGAAGAAGUGGCCAGAAGAAGCCAGGACAACGAUGCCUGCAGGACCAUCCAAGGGAUGUCAAGGCCACCCAGAGCUCUGAGCAUCCAGACACCCGGCUGCUCCUGGAAGGCACCAGGCUUGCCCCAGCAUGAUGACAGGGCCAGCCAGGACUGGGAUGUAGUAAAGGCCCAGCAGGUGAUAACAACCAGCCUCCACCCUGGCCCUGGUCCCAGGGUGGCUCAGAAACCAGCGUUGAGCCGGAGCACUAACGUCACCGAGCAGGAUCUGAAAGAAGCCAAAGUUCGGAGCCAGCGGAUCGCGGCCCAGCUGACCACCCCGCCCAGCGCCAGCUCCCGCGGGGUCCAGCUCUUCCACAGGCGCAGGCAAAGGGCGAACGAGUUCACCUUGGAAAGCCGAGGCCAGGGCCGCCGGAAGCCCGGCCAGGAGCCCCUCGGGGUGCACUGUGCCAGCCCCACGGGCAAUGCCCAGGGGCUGGACCUGAGUCCCACCUCCCCCCAGGAGCAAGGCCCCGGCCCCCAGAGCCUCCCCCGAGGGCGUCCGGGCCGCAGCAUGGAGGGGUACACCGCCGCCGAGGAGGACAGUCUACUGCGGCAUCUGGAGAAGGUAGCCAGUGAGGAGGAAGAGGUGCCGCUGGUGGUUUACUUAAAGGAAAAUGCAGCCCUGCUGACAGCCAACGGGCUCCACCUGUCCCAGAGCCGCGAGGCCCAGCCGGCGCCGCCCAGCCCUCCGCCUGCCCACGACGCACACGAUCCUCCGGAUGGAGCUGUGGAUCUCAACCAGAAUCUUCCCACACCCGACGCCCCGCUCACCACCCCGGCCUCCAAUUGCGCAGCUGCCGAGGACGCCAAUCAGAACCCCCCGGCCGAGGCCGCCCCGCAGGGCCGGCCGCAGAGCUCUCUCGAGGCCCAGCGCCCUCAGAAUGGCACAGCGCCCGACGCCAGCCCCAGCGCCCUCCGCUCGGAGGGGCAGCCCCAGGCCCCGGCGGAGGUGAGGGCCAGCGUGCUCCUUGUCGAUAAGGUGUCCACUCCGCCCGCGGCCGCCAACACCUGUUCCCGAGGAGCCUCCGCCAUCCCCAGCUCCGGGCCCGCCGUCCCGGACUUCAUGUCCAGCUCGCUGCUCGUCGAUGUCCAUCCGUCAGCAGAGCCGGAGCUGUCGGGGCGGCCGGCGGCCACCACCCCCACCAAGGUGUCCAGCGAGGUCCACCUCACCCUCGCCAGGCCCCAGCCCGUGGUCAACAGGACGGCCAGGCCUUUUGGCAUCCAGGCCUCGGGGGGCAGCGGCCACAUGGAGCGGAGCCCCAUGGUAGAGAGGCGACGCCUUGGGGAGAAGACCCCGGCCCCCCAGGCCUCCAGCGCGGCAGACCGGAGUCCCCGGCCGCAGAGACACGCCAUGUCCCACAGCCCCAUGGUGGAGCGGAGGCUGGUGGGGCAGCGGAGCCCGGUCCUGGAGCGGGGGCCCCUGGGGAGCUUCGCCCCACCUCCCACCUACGCCGAGACCUUGUCGGCUGCCCCCCUGACUUCCCGGGUUAGGUCUCCCCCUUCUUACUCUGCCCUGUACCCCAGUUCUGACCCCAGGCCCUCUCGUCCAAAGGGCCAGGCAGUGCCCUCCAGCAAGACGGGCAUCUUGGAGGAGUCGAUGGCGCGCAGGGGCAGCCGGAAGUCCAUGUUUACCUUUGUGGAGAAGCCCAAGGUGACCCCGAACCCCGACCUGCUGGACCUGGUGCAGACGGCGGAUGAGAAGCGGAGGCAGAGGGACCAGGGCGAGGCGGGCACCGAGGAGGAGCCCUUUGCCCUGGGGGCCGAGGCCUCCAACUUCCAGCAGGAGGCCGCGCGGGACAGGGCCAGCCCCGCCGCUGAGGACGCGGUCCCCGAGUGGGCCUCCUGCCUGAAGUCACCCCGCAUCCAGGCCAAGCCGAAGCCCAAACCCACCCAGAGCCUGCCCGAGGCCUCGGGGAGGGGCGCCGAGCUGUACGCGCGCCGCCAGUCGCGCAUGGAGAAGUACGUCAUCGAGUCUUCGGGCCCAGCGGAGCUGGCCCGCUGCCCGUCGCCCACCAUGUCCCUGCCCUCCUCCUGGAAGUACGCCAGCAGCGCGCCCGGGGGCUUCCGCGUGGCGUCCCUGAGCCCCGCGCGCACCCCGCCGGCCUCCCUCUACCACGGCUACCUGCCCGAGAACGGCGUGCUGCGCCCUGAGCCCGCCAGGCAGCCCUGCCACGCGCGGCCCUCGCUCUUCGCCCUCUCCCCUGUCAAGGAGCCCGCCAAGACCUUGGUCUCGCCCCGCUCGGCCUCCACCCGAGCAGCCUCGUCUCGCGCCGCCUCCCCUGCCAAGCCCAGUUCCCUGGACCUGGUGCCCAGCCUGCCCCGAGCGGGCCUCCCGCCUUCGCCCGCCCUGGCCCGGCCCUCGCGCUGCGCGCCGGGCCUCUACGCCUCCCCGGGCCAGGAUGGCCUCCAGCUCUCGGCCGUGAGCCCCACCUACGGCAGUGACGUCUCCCCCGUGUCUCCCUCCAGGGCGUGGUCUCCUCGAGCCAAGCAGGCCCCCCGGCCCUCCUUCUCCACCCGGAACGCGGGGAUCGAAGCUCAGGUGUGGAAGCCUUCCUUCUGCUUCAAGUAA